Messenger RNA from Rhipicephalus microplus (southern cattle tick), 2740 nucleotides. RefSeq lists its product as uncharacterized. The record is from RefSeq and is a predicted model, not a curated record. NCBI's taxonomy places the organism in Eukaryota, Metazoa, Arthropoda, Arachnida, Ixodida, Ixodidae.
AUGCGUUCUUCGUGUCGGCUGGUGCCUGAUGGGCCCGACAGCAUUCAGCGAGGUAUUCAAGCCACGCUGCUUUCCACCAGUCAAAGACAACCACCACCUAAGGAUGGGACAGCAGCUGCCCGCAGGUUUCACCAUGUCGAGCUUCCUGGACAAGCUGCAAAUACUUGAGCAGAAGCUGACCGAGCGCAGCAAUGGCAAUGCAGUCACUGCUGUCGACAUGGCUGUCUACAUGCUGCGGACAUUCUUCCAUGACGACUACCAGUGGGAGGGUCUUGGCAUCAAGGACGUGAACAACGCUGACAAGGAGCGCAACGUCUUGCACCAGGUCCUGGAUGCUUUGACGGCCAACCUGGGGAGGCCCAUCGUCAAACCUGAUGAGCUCUUGGAUGACCCGCUCCGCAGGGAUGACGAUCUCUGCUUUCUGAUGUUCAGCCUGGCACACAACAUCAAUAAGACGUUGGUGCGGCACGACCGUUUCGACACAUACUCCGUGAAGGAGGACGACGAACUCAAGAAGUUACCACGUGAGGAAGGCGUGUUAAGUGUGACGGGCCGAAAGGAUGGCAGUGUUGUGGCAAUCGGCCGAACACUGCUCGGCAUCGCAGCCGUGCAUACAGACCUGCAGCCCAAGACCAUAAAAGAUGUGCUGAAGAGUGUGCCUUCAGUGAACGUGGAAGAUGGCAUUAGCGACGGAACCCUCAAUCCACUUUACGCCGCCACCCUCGGAUCGCUCCUGGCGAGUGCCUCCCUUACCGUUCCAAGAGCAGAGCUGAGAGACUCUAUGGGAAUGAAGGGCAAAUGGCUCGAAAAUGGCUGCUUCCUUGAGUACAAGCUAGACGGUGACACGAACACAUCAUGCACACUGGCCCAAAUCACUGGUGCCAUCGAUGGCCUCAUCCUAGGCAAGGCACUGAGUGAGCUCCCAGAAAUGCGAACCUGGAAUCUGAGCACCGUGCUGAGGCUGUACUAUGGGCCAAAAGGCAUAGCCACUGGAGCAUCACAGACUACCACCCACUGCAAGCGUCGUGAGCUCUUUGGCAGAAUCAGCAGCAGCAGAGAACUGCGCGAACAGAUCGACAACUUUGCCAUAACACUGGCCCACUCGGGCCUUGUCAUUGGCGUCCCAAACAAGGAAGCUUUAGCAAAGGAACGUGUGGCAAAUACCUGGAACAUUUUCCAAGCCAAGCUUGGUGACGACAGGGAUUCCCAGAACAAUGAUGCAUGUCCAGUUAGUAUAAAUGAAAAUGAGCCUGAAUGUGAAACGCCCACGGAUUUGUUAGUAGUGCUGGAUACUUCAACAGAGGUCGUUAACGAUGAGGAGAGGAAAGCUCUGCAAAGUGAAAUCCUUGCAAUGGUCACAAGGACGCUGAAGUUCCAAACAGGAAUCAGCACCGUAAGCCUGUUUGCCAGCAAGCGUCACAGCGAUGUGUUGCGUGACAUCAUCAAGGACAGCGGUGCUGGAGGAUGCGCUGGAUGUGCCGCCCUGUAUCUGCACGACAUAAGCGAUAUCAAUGCUGUUGGUACAGACAGUGACCAGGAUGUGUUCAACAUGCUCAACACUCUCGUCACUAAUCACAUUUCAACCAUGGACGAACGACCUGGUGUUGCUAGCAGGGUGGUGCUGUACCUCAACCUGAGGAAGAAAGCUGCUGGUGGAGUGCAUUCAAAUGGACGCCAGGUUGAGGAGGCUCUCAACAAGUUCAGGGUGACGCAUCCAGAUGUGCCCAUCUUCGCCAUCGGCUCCAAGGAUGUCAUCGAUGCACUGAAUACCAGAUCUGGAGCUUUGACGCUGGUGGACAUUACCAAUGUCCUUGCGUAUGAGGAUCCUGACAUUGAAAAACUGCGUACAGUCCAGGACCUGCUUCACCUUCCAAAGAAAAUAUGUCGAGUGCCAGCCAGCCUGAGGCACAAGUACUGCAGUCAACAGAAUCCUCGACAGCAGUCCUCUGCGCUGACCAAGUUCCAAGGCGCAGUGACCCCCGGAGCGGUGCAGUAUUGGUCAUACAGCACUAGCACGUUCUCUGCAAGCAACAACCUCCAAAUCAAGUUCACCACAAAUGACCGAGGAAACCUCAGGGUCUGUGAUGUCACUGGCCGUGUUAUUGGUGACAGCCUCGCAGGUUUGAGAUGCUAUGAAACCAAUGCACAAUUUAAGACGCUAUCAUUCAACUACACAAGACCUUGCAAAAAAGGACCUCUGAGCUGCUCUCCACUAACAUACGCUGUGAUUGGAAAAGAUGAAAAUGUACCUCAAAUCAACUUCGAUGUGGCCAACUGCAAAGGUUUUUGCAGAAACCCCCAGCAAAUAAAAUUUGAAAUCGAACACGAAGGCAUGUACUGUGCUGGAGUUCUGUCGGCAAUUUUCUCCCCGUACGUGCUGCUUCUCACGACCCUGACACUGCUGCGGCACUGGGCCAGUUAGCAACCUGCACCCAAACCUCGCCCACUACUGUUGAGAACACAAUGAAAGAUGCGGCCAAGAGUGCACCAUCACCAUCGUCAACCUGCCUGCCCUGCACAAGCAGCACGUCACCCGCUAAGCUUUCACGUUUGAGGCUUGCAUGCCUCAAAUGGAAGCGACGUGAAGGCGUAGGGGAUCUAAUCAAGGUGGCUGUUAGGCAAAGCCCAAUCACUGAAGACAAUUGCUCAUCUUUUACCUUCGCCACAUCAUUCUAAUAAAUGUGCAUCCCAUCUCAACGGACAACAAAUAUUGAAAUAAAACAAUUUGCUACAAAAGUAC